Molecule: messenger RNA, 639 nt
Organism: Rubroshorea leprosula
Lineage: Eukaryota; Viridiplantae; Streptophyta; Magnoliopsida; Malvales; Dipterocarpaceae
Source: the annotation of a GenBank genome assembly
AAUCCCAGUUUUUGUUCUAAGCAUGUGAGUGAAACUGUAGUUUGGUGUUAAUAAUGCAAUAUUUUGACGUUAGGCUUCAUCGUCUGUUGCCAAUAUUGAUGAGUGGAAAUGGAAACUCAGCAUACUGUUACGAAAUGAAAAUGAUGAAGAGAUUGUAUCCAGAGAUAAAAGAGAUAGGAGAGACUAUGAACAGAUCUCAAACCUUGCUAGGAGGAUGGGACUUUACAGUCGUGGUUGCAAGCAAGUUUCCACUUCCUAACUACAGGCCAGAUUUAGAUGAUAAGCGGUCACAGUGGGAGGCAGUUAUCCCUUUAAGUUUGCAAAGGAGGGUUGAGGGUUUACUACAGGAACACCUUGAUAGAAUGCAGUUAAGUUCUAGGAAGGUCUCUGAGUCAGAUGGUACCAACUCCAUUGAAGACGUGAAUCUGGAAGAGAAUCCAGAUUCUUUCCUCCAUAGCUCUGUUAUGGAAAAGGUUCUUCAGAUAAGUUUGCGAAUUUGUGAUAUGCCAAGAGCUUGGCAGGCAUGAGCUUAUUUUUGUUUCUUCUUCUUCUUUUUUUUUUUUGCUAACCUACUUUUCAUUCUAGGAAGUGAGCUUGUUUUAAAGGCAUAAAUUGUAAAAUUAAAACAGUUUUUGUUGC